AGUGUUAGAGAUCCUUUUUAUUCCCAUAUCCACUCUCCUGAGACAAGCUCUGCCCUCUGGGACGUUGUGACAUUGACAUUAUUCAUUACCUGUUCUGUUUCUUAACAGGACCGUUAUAACUCACAUAAAUGCAUUGAAAGUUUUCUAUAGUAAAAUUAAGUCGAAGUGUACAAAAGGACAUCAGUUUCUGAAACAGAAAUCUUGUAAUCUAAAAACGCAAUCCUGAGUCGCAUGACCACAUUUGAAUUUUCACAAAGAAACAAACAUUUCAUUCAUUGAGUUAGCUUCUUUUUUUCAGGACCAAACAAUGAGGCCCACACAUUGAUCAUAAUCAAAAAUAAUUCAAAAUAUAUUUGAGUUGAGUACAGGCUAUUUAAGUUUUUGAUCAUCUCAAUAUGACAAAAAAAUAAGAAUAUAUUCAAAUUGAAUAAUACAAAAGACUAUCGAUUCAUACUUAUUUUCUGAUUCAUAUAAUAAAGCAUCUACCACUCUCACUGACACAUCUGCUGCACUUUGACAUAUAAGUAUUAGUGCUAUUAUGUGAUUUAAGCAGUACUGAGUGCAGAGAGAGAGAGAGAGAGAGAGAGAGAGAGAGAACAUGUGACAGUGAGAGAUGGAGGGGGUGGAAUGUCAUUCAUGGUUCAUGGGCAGAGUGGGCAAAUGGAUGAAGACAAUGAGACGUGAUGUUAGUUGGAGAUGUAUACAUAACAGAAAACAUCUGUUUAGAUAUUCAUCGUUUUUGGACCUGUUUGAAUACAAUUGAAAAACUUUUGGGAGGUGAAUUCUACUUUUGGAAUAUGCCGAUGGCAGCUUAAUUGCCAUAAAGAGGAAAUAAUCUACAGGUCAGAUGUAAAAGGUAACCGUCUCCAAAUUUACUUCUUUACUGAAAAUUGUGUCAAACUAAUUGCGUAUUUUUGUGUAAUAUAACAACAUGUAAUUUUAACUAUUUCUGGGACCAUAUUUGUUUUCAUAUGACUUUGAUGUUCUUUUAGCACUGUGAAAUUACCCGCUGGCACAGAUAAAGAAGAUUUUCUGAAUCUUGGAUGCUAUUCAGAUGGUAUAGCAUGAUGAGGCAGAUGAUGUCCACAGUAGAGAUGAGAGCUCUGAAAUGCUGGACGAUCCCUGCCAUACUAACAAUUCUACAGCAAACGUGGAUUUUAGCAAUGGAAAUACCUCCUGAUGUCAGACAGCCUCCAAUGAUCAUUAAGGAGAGUGUUCAAGACUACAUUGCAGAUCCAGUGGAUCCCAUUGUAGUGGAGUGUGAGGCUACAGGGAAUCCGCCUCCAGUCUUCACAUGGACACGUAAUGGAGUAUACCUGAAUGUAGCACGGGACCCUCAGGUCAGCAUGAGGAGGCGUUCUGGUACAUUGGAGAUUUUCUUCUGGGGUCGCCCUGAUGACUACGAGGGCGUGUAUCAGUGCACAGCAACUAAUGAGUUUGGCUCGGCUCUGUCAAGUCACAUCCAUCUACGUGUCUCCAAGGCUCGUACAUGGUUGAAAGAAUAUCUGGAGCCAGUCUCGGUGGUGGUUGGACUUCCUCUCAUCCUUCCCUGCAACCCUCCUGUAGGCCCUCCAAAUCCUGACACCUACUGGCUAAACAGCACCAUGGCACCUAUACGUCAGGAUCGUCGAGUAUCAAUGGCUGAGAAUGGAGAUCUGUACUUCUCCAGUAUCGUGGAAGAGGACGCUCUUACGAACUACGUCUGUGUUGCCCGCUUCCCCUUUACGAACACCAUUCAACAGAAACCACCUCUCAUCCUACAGGUGCUCACAGCUCGCAUGGCAGCCCGCACAGCACCCAAGUUUAUGAAACCCAAAGGAACUGCCAGCACAAUGACGGCAAUGUUGGGGGAAGAACUUGUUUUGGAGUGUUUUGCUGCCGGAGUUCCAACUCCCUCCAUCAAAUGGACCAAAAAUUGGGAGGAGUUGUCCUUGGGAGGAAAGAAGUUACAGAACUUUAAUAAAACGCUCAGAAUAAAGAACAUCUCUAUGGAGGAUGGAGGAGACUACAUAUGCACCAUCUCAAAUAGGAUGGGCAGCUUGGACCACGUCAUCACUGUCACGGUCGAAUCGGUUCCAUUCUGGGUGGAGAGACCUGAGAGUCUGGUUUUGUCUCGCGAUGACAGUGGUAGUAUAGUGUGUAGAGCUGAUGGAAUUCCUCAACCCCAGAUUCAGUGGCUGGUCAAUGGAUGGCCUAUCAUGGAUGCCCCUAGGAGUCCGGGCAGAGAGGUUUCAGGAGAAACUUUGACGUUCCACUCUGUUGUUCCAAACAGUGCUGCUGUGUUUCAGUGCAAUGCUUCAAACCAGUAUGGCUAUAUCAUGGCAAAUGCUUUUUUGGCUGUAAUGGAUAUGAAACCACGUCUGUUGGGACACAGAGAUGAGCUUGUUAAAUCGACAGAAGGAAAUCAUACUCUUUUAGGCUGCCCAUAUUUUGGCUCUCCUAAGCCUGACCUGCGGUGGUCAAAAGGAGGAAUGGGUAUAUUAGAAGGCGGUCAUUACAGGGUUCUUACGAAUGGUACAUUGGAAAUCAGAAACACAAAGCUGCAAGAUCAGGGAACCUAUGUGUGCGUUGCGAGCAACGUCAUUGGACGAGAUGAGAAGGAGGUUCAAUUGGAGGUCAAAGAGCCCACCAAAAUCAUCCGUGCACCGCACAAUACUGUAGUCAUAAGAGGAAGUCUGGCUCGAUUUGAUUGUAAGAUCAAAUUUGACACAACUAUGGAGGUUGUUGUCACUUGGCUUAAAGACAAGAAGUUCUUGAUCUUAGGAAGGAGGAUGACAAAGGAUGAGGAUUCUCUGAGUAUUGCUGAUGUGUACAGAAGGGAUGAAGGCAUAUAUACAUGCAGAGUUAAAAGUGAACUGGAGGAGGUUACUGCCUCAGCUAAACUCACUGUGAUGGACCGUCCAGACCCUCCCACUGAUUUAGAGGUGUCUGACCCAUCAGAGAGGAGUGUUAGACUCACCUGGGUACCAGGACUGAGCAACCACAGUCCUCUUAAAGAAUACUUGGUUCAGUACACCGAAGAUCUCCUUGCUGAUUAUUGGCUGAUACCGAGUGGCUGGAGGAAUCUGACCAGUUACCCUGGCAAUCUAAACUCUGUAAUUUUACAGCUGACACCAUUUGUAGAGUACCGUUUCCGGGUCAUUGCUGUAAAUGGUAUAGGCCCCAGUAAACCCAGCUGGCCGUCUGUAUACUACCAGACUGGUGGGGCUGUGCCUGAUGCCAUUCCAAGAAACAUUAAAGGACUGGGGAGUGGAGUGUUCAGAAAUAACAUGGAAAUCAGCUGGGAGCCUCUGGAGUACAGAGAAUGGAAUGGCCCAAAACUGGGCUAUAUGGUUUGGUGGAGACGAAGGGAUUCAAGGGAGGAGUGGAAGAACUAUACAACAUACUGGUGGUGUAGCCACAUCAUCUAUGACACUGACACCUUCACACCCUAUGAGAUUAAAGUUCAGGCAAUCAACUUCUUCGGCUACGGCCCAGAAUCCCCUGUCGUCAUUGGCUACUCUGGAGAAGACCGUCCUAUUGCCGCUCCAUCCGAGCUGAGGGUAUCAGACAUGGAGAGCACAAAGCUGACAGUCCAUUGGGAACCAGUAGCAAGGGCUGAUAUCAUGGGUGAAAUAAAAGAGUACAAAAUUUACUACUGGAGAGAGAGCAGUCGUCUGCCCUGGCAUACUGUAAGCAGGAGGAUUAAGACCAAGAGUUUUAAAGCUAAUGGACCACGUCUAUCUGGAACCCUGACUGGUCUUGUCCCUUAUAGUAACUACAGGAUGUAUAUUGUAGUGGCCAAUAACCGCUAUGAGGGUCCGCCUAGCCACACUAUUGAGUUUCAGACACUUGAAGGAGUGCCAUUGAUUCCCAGAUCUUUCAGAAUCAUGCACAAGCACUAUGACACCAUUUACCUUGACUGGGAAGAACCCGCAGAACCCAAUGGUAUUCUGACAGGAUAUGUCCUCAAAUACCAGACCCUGAACGUCACAUUGGCCGACAGAAUCCAGGUGGAAUACAUUCCUCCAAACAUCACCUACUUCUCCCUGCGUCGUUUUGACCGAUACACAAGAUAUAAGUUCUCAUUGGCAGCUCAGACCCAGGUUGGAGUAGGGGAAGCGUUUACGGAAGAAUCACCCCAUUUUACAACCGAGGAGCAUACAAGGGAGCAAGUGGACAUUGUGACGCAGGGUUGGUUCAUUGGUUUGAUGUGUGCGACUGCUCUUCUGGUCCUCAUCAUGCUUAUUGUCUUUUUCAUCAAGAGGAGUCGAGGAGGAAAGUACCCAGUACGGGACAAAAAAGCUUUUGCGCUGGAACCUAUGGACGAUAGGGAGAAUGGAACAUUUGAUUACAGGAUAACACGAGUGCCCACCUUGCCCUACUCUAGACGUGAGGAAGAAAGUCAACAGGGACGCAGUCAAGCUGCAAUCGAGCACAUUGGGAGGAGAACAAACAGUGACGACAGCCUCAUGGAGUACGGAGAGGGGGAAGAGAUCGAGUUUAAUGAGGAUGGCUCUUUCAUUGGAGAAUACACGGGCAUCAGUAAGAGGAACAUAGAUAGGAGCCCAUACCAUGACAACUCUGAGCCCACAUCUCCUGUGGCCAUCUACUCUUUUGCUUAGAGAAAGCAUGAGCUAAUGUUGGGAUGCCCACCAUCAUAAACUGCCUUUACACAGCCGGAGGUGACUUCACAUCCUACAACUGAGAGUGAACUGACUAUACUCCUUUUUUUUAUGUGGGACAGGCUGGAAAUUAUGUAUAAAGGUGUGUUUAGAAGGUGUUUGGCCAGUUAGCUGAGUGAAGCUGUGUUUCUGGGGAUUUCAUUACACCAAUCAGAUUUGUUAUUUGAUUUUUUAUCUACAAAUCAUGUGAGGGAAAGCCGGACAAUGACAUCCUGAUGUGUUUAUCAUGUUGAUAAGAAGAUAGAAGAGAUGUGGCUGAUGGAAGUUUGAUUAGCUGAACAACUCAUGUUCACUCAUUUUCCAGUCAAUUCACAGACAUUUACUUACACAGAUAUCUGUUGAAAUGUUGGAUGUACAGAACUUCCACAAUGCGCUUUUAUGUAACCAGUGUUUCAUAUCACUGAUAAUUGCCACUAAUGCUGAUUUUAUAUUGUGAAUUAUAAUAUAUCUCUUCAUGUGUGUUUGCUUAUCUGUUCUGUGAUUCCUUGUAGUAAUGGUAUGGUAGGUUACAUUACCAGAAAUACCUCGGUCUAACUUUCAGCUGCUUAUUUAAAACUCAUGCAUAUUACAGAAUUAGGUGCAUGAUAUCUAUUGAAUUUUUCUGUAAGAGUACUUAAGUGUUGUAGUCCUUUUGCUUAAAUUAUUAAAAAUCAUGAAAUUAAUAAAUUGAAUGUCAUAACUGCAGUAAAUAUCACAGA
This is a messenger RNA of Xyrauchen texanus (razorback sucker), 5362 nucleotides long. RefSeq names its product neurofascin homolog (chicken) b (gene nfascb). The transcript is spliced from 26 exons. Gene Ontology annotation, biological process: cell-cell adhesion. Lineage: Eukaryota; Metazoa; Chordata; Actinopteri; Cypriniformes; Catostomidae. Bases 1044 to 4604 code for a protein of 1186 amino acids. The record is from RefSeq and is a predicted model, not a curated record. Gene Ontology annotation, molecular function: protein binding.